UGGAUUACGUGAUAUUUGUAAUUCUGUCUUACAGACAUGUUUGGUUCCCGUUCCACCGUUCUCAUCCUUAGAACGGCCUCAUCUCCGUCUCGUUCAACUCGUUCAAUGGCCUCCUCCGCAUCUGCAAAAUCUUAUCGCCUUUGCAAACCUUAUCCCAACUAAACUCCGAUUAUGAACUGAUGCUGUCCUCUGUUUGGUCUGGGAAAGAUUUGUGAGCCGUGGUGCGGUGGGUUCUUUCUCUUCAUUUUCCAUGGAAGUUUUGCUCAUCGAUCUGGGGUUAUUGCUGGUGGGUGUUAAUAGAGAGUUAUGCCUAGGGUGUGCAUGGAACUAUGGAAGAGGAUUUUCAAAUAGGAACCAUUUUCAGAAAUUGUCAACAGAUGUAAAUAUUCUAAUUAGAAUAUUUACACCCAACAAUCCAGGUUCGUAUGUGCCAGCAAUUGAAGACCUGGGAAUGAAGGAACCAAAUUCCAGAUUUGCAUUUGAGGCUCAUAACCAAAUGUUGCUAAGAAUUAAUAUCGACUUUUUCUCACAACUGGGAACACAUCUCACAUGCUUGUGCUCUACCAUUUUUUUAAAAAAAUGGUUGAUCACAUCACCCUAUUGAUUUACAUCAUUAAAUACUUAUUAAGUUCUUAUUGCUAAACAUAUAACACUGGAAACAAUCGCACUAACUUUGAUCCCUUUGACCUUAUAAAAGGAUCGCGAUGUGCC
This is a messenger RNA of Cuscuta epithymum, 711 nucleotides long. The record is from the annotation of a GenBank genome assembly. NCBI's taxonomy places the organism in Eukaryota, Viridiplantae, Streptophyta, Magnoliopsida, Solanales, Convolvulaceae.